AUGAAUGAUGAACCGAACACUACGAGCGAUUCUGCCCUCAAACAGGUACUUUCCCAUAUUCAGUCUUCAGACAACGAUGACCGACAAGUAGUUAUAAUGACCUGUGGGAUAUCCGGGGCAGGAAAGUCUACUUUAUCAAAGGACAUUGUUAAAAAACUACCAAACUCGGCUCGGUUAUCUGUUGAUUCUUAUAUAUACGAGAACUAUGGACUCUUCAAGAUUGAUUAUCCCGAGGGCAAAUACCCCGAGUAUCAAGCUGAGGGUCUACAGCACGUAAAAGCAGAGCUCAUCCGCCUGCUCGGAGAGAAGCAGAAAGACAUAGUCCUGGAUCUCGCCUUCUGGAACAGGAAGUACCGCGAGGAGUACAAAGAGGCCAUUGCUAAACACGGUGGACGCUGGCUUCUGGUAUUCCUCGACGCAGACAAGGAGGUUCUGCGGAGGAGAAUCGCUGGUCGGCGGGCACAGAGAGAUGCACUCUCUCUAGAUGACAAGAGAAGAGACGGUGACACUGCAUUUGAUGUUGAAAAUGAGACUUUUGAAAUGUACUGGGAUGGAUUUGAGAGACCUGUGGGCGAGGGAGAGAUUGUGAUUAAGGUUCUGUGA
Molecule: messenger RNA, 603 nt
Organism: Metarhizium brunneum ARSEF 3297
Lineage: Eukaryota; Fungi; Ascomycota; Sordariomycetes; Hypocreales; Clavicipitaceae
Source: RefSeq, a predicted model, not a curated record